AUGCGCUUGAGUUGUGUUGUGCUCGUGGCCGUAGCCGCUCUCGUCGGGACGCUGCGCGGCACCUCGGCUGCUACUGACGGACAGCUUUUCAAGCCAGUGACGAUGAAUGCCGUAGAGAGCAGAAGAAACGACCGGCGAGCCCUAAUGACGCACCAGGGCAGCACGUACGAGGAUGAAGAAGAGAGAGGCUGGAAGGAGACUCUCACGGCUAAUCUGAUUUUCGCGAAGCUUUCGCUGUCAUCGUUCGACACAUAG
Messenger RNA from Phytophthora sojae, 255 nucleotides. RefSeq lists its product as hypothetical. NCBI's taxonomy places the organism in Eukaryota, Oomycota, Peronosporomycetes, Peronosporales, Peronosporaceae. The transcript has a single exon. The record is from RefSeq and is a predicted model, not a curated record. Bases 1 to 255 code for a protein of 84 amino acids.